This is a messenger RNA of Jaculus jaculus (lesser Egyptian jerboa), 2607 nucleotides long. RefSeq names its product vesicle transport through interaction with t-SNAREs 1A (gene Vti1a). Bases 327 to 911 code for a protein of 194 amino acids. Gene Ontology annotation, cellular component: late endosome membrane; SNARE complex; endoplasmic reticulum membrane. Gene Ontology annotation, biological process: intra-Golgi vesicle-mediated transport; vesicle fusion with Golgi apparatus; retrograde transport, endosome to Golgi. The transcript has 9 exons. The record is from RefSeq and is a predicted model, not a curated record. Gene Ontology annotation, molecular function: SNARE binding; SNAP receptor activity. NCBI's taxonomy places the organism in Eukaryota, Metazoa, Chordata, Mammalia, Rodentia, Dipodidae.
CACGUAGAGCAGGAGAAAUGUUUUCAGUGACCCCUGACUGUUUUGGGUAGAGUUUUCAGGGGACACGAUCUGGGACGUUUUCCCUUAGCGAAAGUCUUCAUGUCGAAGAGAAGGUGGGAAGUACAAGACGCCUGCAGCCCAGUUUCCGGAGGACAACGAUUGCGAAGGACAACCAGGAAGCGGCGGGGCCGGGAGCUGUCCCCGGUUCUUCGCUCAGCUCUGCAGGGUUCCUCCCCCCCGGGGGUUCUCAAGUCGCGGCCCUGUGCCCUUCGCAGCCCCUUGUCCCCAGCUAGGCUCCGGCCCCGGCCGGUCGCUGCGGAGCGACCAUGUCUUCCGAUUUCGAGGGCUAUGAGCAGGACUUCGCGGUGCUCACUGCUGAGAUCACGAGCAAGAUUUCCAGGGUGCCCCGACUCCCGCCGGAUGAGAAGAAACAGAUGGUGGCACAUGUGGAGAAGCAGCUUGAAGAGGCAAAGGAGCUGCUCGAACAGAUGGAUUUGGAAGUCCGAGAAAUCCCACCCCAAAGUCGAGGGAUGUACAGCAACAGAAUGAGAAGCUACAAGCAAGAAAUGGGAAAACUUGAAACAGAUUUUAAAAGGUCACGGAUCGCCUACAGUGACGAAGUACGGAAUGAGCUCCUAGGGGAUGAUGGGAAUUCCUCAGAGAACCAGUUGAUAAAAUUACGUGAAGAGAGGGCACAUCUGCUCGAUAACACAGAGAGGCUGGAAAGGUCAUCUCGGAGACUAGAGGCUGGAUACCAGAUAGCAGUGGAAACCGAGCAAAUUGGCCAGGAAAUGUUGGAAAACCUCAGUCACGACAGAGAAAAGAUUCAGCGAGCGCGUGAACGACUUCGGGAAACUGAUGCCAACCUGGGGAAGAGUUCACGAAUUCUGACUGGGAUGUUGCGAAGGUAAGAGCAAGAAUCAUCCAGAAUCGCAUCCUGCUCGUCAUCCUGGGGAUCAUCGUGGUCAUCACCAUCCUGACAGCCAUCACCGUUUUUGUCAGAAGACACUGAUGUAUCUGUUCUCCCCUGAUAAACAGCACCCGUGGCUUGUUCCGAGUAAUUAAGACAAAAUGGUCACAUGAAUCAUUCUUUUGCGCUGACAGGCCCUGGGUGACCCUCUCUCUCCCUCUCCACUGUUCAGCUGGAGUGCAAAAGAGUGUAAAACUAUUUUCUAUUCCUGCUGCAUGUGGGUUGGUUUCCUUUUCUAGAUUGGUCUUUGCCCAGAUUUUUUUUUUUUUUUUUUUGGUAUAGGUAAAAGUGAAUGUUUAUUUGACUUUUGGUAAUUUCAUCUACUGCCCAAAAUAGCCUUGGUGACGUUCUUCCUUGCCCUGUGGACAGGUCUAGCUAGGACCAUGGUUUGGAAGCAGGCAGUCAUGGGGGCUUCUGUCUGUCACACACCUCUCGUCACCAAAAACUCCUUCUGUGAAGUCCACAUAAAAAUGCAAGGAAAAUCAGUGUCCAGAGCCAGUGACCAGCUGCAGAUGGCCAGCCCUGCCCCGUCCUGGGCAUAAUGAAUGUAGUCAUCCUGCCUGAGUGCUUUUAUUGCAAAGGAGGGUAUUUAAUGUCACUUGUACAGGAAAUUGACUUAGCACUUUCCCUGUUUUUCUAUUGCAUAAUUUUUUAACCCAAGAAUAUUUUUGCUGCAGCUGCCCAGUAUCUACGUUUUACAGCUUGGGUUACUGGCUACAAGAAAUAUUUCCUUGCCUCCCCCAAAUGCCACACUCCUCAGAAUUUUCUGGCAACGUGAGCACUGGCACAGUAUUUGAUUGUGGCCUAGUCUUCACUAACCUGCGAAAGCAUUUCUGUAUCCUUUUGGAUUUAAUGUUUGUUCUGCCAACAGCUGCCAUCUCAUACAUGCAGAAGGUCUGACCAGGCUCUCUCCACACCCAUCCAGUAUGUAAAGAGGCCAUGAACAUUUCAGUACAUGCAAGAACAUGCAUCCAUCCGUGUGAAAUUUCCGACGUGAUAACAAAAGUGAGACAGUCUUAUAUAGAAUGAUUCACUAGAAAUAAACUUUAUGGAAAGUGUUCACUACGCUUCUUUGAAAGAAUGAGGGAUGGUAGAAUGUCACAAAAGGAUGACUUAGGUUGUUUACUAACAAAUGUUCAGCAAAGCCUUCCUGGAUUCUCUAUGUAUUCAAACCUCUAAUGUGCUUUGUGAUUUUCUUUUCUGUCUGAGGUAACCAGGAAUUGUGUUCAAAAUGAGUUCAUUUGUGAUUGUGCUUAAAAGUUGUCCGAGCUGAGGUCAUUGUUGCCCUCCCCACUCAUAAAACAAAAUGUGUUUUUCUUAAGACUUCAUAGGCACUUAUGGGUCCAUACUAGCUUUUGAGUAUAAUUGGAAGCUUUGAAUUCUUGCAAAGCAAAACUGUUCUCUUCAUUAAAAAAUGCUAACCACCUGUGCUCAUGGAUCAAGAUCACGCCACACUGGAUCUCCCCCCCACACACACACACACUCAAAGAGAACCAUUGUGGAAUAGAGAGGAAAUGCAGAAUAUAAAACCCACUAGAAAAAUUGUAUUUACCAAAAGAAAUAGGCCAGGGCCUGUAUGUGUAUGUGAGCAGAUAACCCACUCAUUACCGCGUAAAUAAAGGUACAGUCUCUAUGGC